Molecule: messenger RNA, 761 nt
Organism: Magallana angulata
Lineage: Eukaryota; Metazoa; Mollusca; Bivalvia; Ostreida; Ostreidae
Product: E3 ubiquitin-protein ligase RBX1
Exons: 5
Coding region: 35-388 (117 amino acids)
Biological process (GO): protein ubiquitination; ubiquitin-dependent protein catabolic process
Cellular component (GO): cullin-RING ubiquitin ligase complex; nucleus
Molecular function (GO): cullin family protein binding; zinc ion binding; ubiquitin protein ligase activity
Source: RefSeq, a predicted model, not a curated record
AAUUAUUCCAAUUUGCGCAUGCGCUAACUAAAUAAUGGCGGCUGCAAUGGAUGUCGAUGACAGUGGUGCGGACGGUGAUCUCGAAGUUCCUUCCGGAUCUGGUGAAAAGGGUGGAAAGAAAAGAUUUGAAGUCAAAAAAUGGAAUGCUGUUGCUUUGUGGGCUUGGGAUAUAGUGGUUGACAACUGUGCUAUCUGCAGAAAUCACAUCAUGGACCUUUGUAUAGAAUGCCAAGCCAACCAAGCCUCAGCUACAAGUGAAGAAUGCACAGUGGCUUGGGGAGUGUGCAAUCAUGCAUUCCAUUUUCACUGUAUAUCACGAUGGCUGAAAACUCGACAAGUAUGUCCCUUGGAUAACAGAGAAUGGGAGUUCCAAAAGUAUGGACACUAAAAGUUGGUCUUUGUAAAAUGCAAAGGACAGAAAGUGAACAAUAGCUGUUGUUAAUAAUAAUUGAAAAAUAAGUACGUUUUGCCAUACAGGUUACAAAAUGUCUAGGCGACCAAGAAAAAAUAAAGACCUACUUCAUCAGAAAGAAAGGGCAAAAUAAUGAAAUUUCUUGAUAUUUUCAGAAUUUUUUUGAGUAUAUGUUUGAAUACAUGAAAUUUGAAAUAGAUGGACUGCUGAUGACAGUUCUUGACAUUUUUCUGUUUCUGCUAUUUAUGUGAAACAGACUUUUUGAAUUAGCCUGCACAUGUAUCUAUGAUAAUGUUUAUUGUAAAGAAUUUUAAUACAUGCCAUUUUAAAAUAAACUUACGUAAACAUU